Trichoderma breve is the source of this 1122-nucleotide messenger RNA. Its product is annotated as glycosyl hydrolases family 18 domain-containing protein. Gene Ontology annotation, biological process: carbohydrate metabolic process. Gene Ontology annotation, cellular component: extracellular region. Gene Ontology annotation, molecular function: chitinase activity. The record is from RefSeq and is a predicted model, not a curated record. Bases 1 to 1122 code for a protein of 373 amino acids. The transcript is spliced from 6 exons. NCBI's taxonomy places the organism in Eukaryota, Fungi, Ascomycota, Sordariomycetes, Hypocreales, Hypocreaceae.
AUGGUUCAGUCACGGGCUUAUCUAGGAGCCUUGCUGGCCGCCCUACCUUCGGUGCGAGCCGGUUUCAACGCUAGCUCCACGCAAAACAUUGCCGUGUACUGGGGUCAAAAUUCCGCAAACCAAGAAACUUCUCAGCAGCGCUUGUCUACCUACUGUGCCAACGCUGAAAUAGAUAUCAUCCCCAUUGGGUUUAUGAAUGGCAUCAGCCCGGUCAUUACCAACUUCGCCAAUGCGGGCAACAACUGUACAGCCUUCCCUGACAAUGCCAAUGCACUUAAUUGCCCUCAAAUCGAGGAGGACAUCAUCACAUGCCAGAAAACAUAUGGAAAGACCAUCCUGAUUUCACUGGGAGGUGGAUCUUAUACACAAGGAGGCUUUUCGUCCACUAGCGCUGCCACAUCCGCGGCUCAGGCGGUUUGGAACAUGUUUGGACCUGUUAAUCCCAACAGCAAUGUAGACCGGCCUUUUGGUUCAGCAGUGGUGGAUGGCGUCGACUUCGAUUUUGAGUCUGGCGUCAAUAAUCUGGCCACUUUUGCCACUGAGUUGCGGAGUUUGAUGGACGCUUCUGCAGCUUCCGCAGGCAGGAAGUUCUACCUGUCUGCUGCACCACAAUGCGUCUAUCCCGAUUACGCCGACAACCCUGCUCUAAACGGUUCUGUUGCCUUCGACUUCAUCAUGAUCCAGUAUUAUAACAACGGAUGCGGUGUCAGCAGCUAUGUCCCUGGAGCAACGACCCAAUGGAACUACAACUUUGAUGUCUGGGACAACUGGGCACACACCGUCAGCAAGAACCCCAACGUGAGGAUUCUGCUCGGUAUCGCCGCCAACACUGGUGCUGCCAGUGGAUACGUCUCCGGAACCCAGCUUUCCGCCGUGAUCUCAUUUACCAAGCAAUACUCAAGCUUCGCGGGUAUCAUGAUGUGGGACAUGUCCCAGUUAUACCUGAAUUCCGGUUUCCUGGACCAGGUUGUCAGUGAUCUUGCUGCCUCUGGUUCAACCCCCCCGCCUACCAGUUCUAGUGGCGGUUCCAAGCCUACCUCUACCAGUGGUGGUUCUACCGGCCCAACUGGCGGCGGCUCUGUGCCUCAAUGGGGUCAUGUUUGGUGGUCAUCUUGCCAGUAA